Molecule: messenger RNA, 1904 nt
Organism: Andrographis paniculata
Lineage: Eukaryota; Viridiplantae; Streptophyta; Magnoliopsida; Lamiales; Acanthaceae
Product: protein DETOXIFICATION 49-like
Exons: 1
Coding region: 62-1588 (508 amino acids)
Biological process (GO): xenobiotic detoxification by transmembrane export across the plasma membrane
Cellular component (GO): membrane
Molecular function (GO): xenobiotic transmembrane transporter activity; antiporter activity
Source: RefSeq, a predicted model, not a curated record
CCCCCAACUCUCUCUCUCUAUCUCUCUAUAGAUACAUACACACAUAUAUAUACACAGAGGGAUGAAUAAUUGCAAGGCAGCGGGUGAGCCCGACAAGAAGACGACUACUACUACUAGUAGUAGUAGUUGGUGUUCUUGGCUGAUCCCCGAAACCCCAACCGAAGUGAUCCACGAGGCCCUCUCCCUGGCCAACAUAGCCUGCCCCAUGAUCCUCACCGGUCUCCUCCUCUACUCCCGCUCCAUGAUUUCAAUGCUCUUCCUCGGACGCCUCGGCGACCUCGCCCUCGCCGGCGGCGCCCUCGCCAUCGGAUUCGCCAACAUCACCGGCUACUCCAUCCUCUCCGGCCUCGCCAUGGGAAUCGAGCCGAUUUCCAGCCAGGCCUACGGCGCCCGCCGCUACACUCUCCUCGGCCUCUCCCUCCAGAGAAUGGUCCUCCUCCUCCUCCUCGCCUCCGUCCCCAUCUCCAUUCUCUGGCUCAAUAUGAAACGGAUUCUCAUCCUCUGCCGCCAGGAGGAAGCCAUUGCCGACCAGGCUCAGGCUUAUUUGCUCUACUCCUUGCCGGAUUUGCUCGCCCAGUCGCUCCUGCAUCCUAUCAGGAUUUAUCUCCGGUCGCAGUCGGUUACUCUGCCGCUCACUUUCUGCGCCGGAGUUUCGAUUCUGCUCCACAUUCCGAUCAACUAUUUGCUGGUGUCGAAAUUGGGGCUGGGGAUUAAAGGCGUCGCGCUCAGCAGCGUUUGGACGAAUUUAAACGUCGUCGUUUCGCUCGUCGUGUAUAUACUGAUUUCCGGGGUUUAUCGCAAGACCUGGGGAGGAUUGUCGAUGGAAUGCUUUAAAGGAUGGAAAUCGGUUCUCGAUUUGGCGGUUCCCAGCUGCAUUUCUGUUUGCCUCGAAUGGUGGUGGUACGAAAUCAUGAUUUUGAUCUGCGGAUUGCUGAUAAACCCUAAAUCGACGGUGGCUUCCAUGGGGAUUUUGAUCCAAACGACGUCGUUGAUCUACAUAUUCCCUUCGUCUCUCAGCUUCGGAGUUUCGACGAGGGUCGGGAAUGAGAUCGGAGCCCGGAGGCCGGCCAAGGCGAAGCUCGCCGCGGCGGUCGGGCUUUCCGGCAGCUUCGGGCUCGGGCUCGCCGCCUUAUUAUUCGCCGUAUCGGUGAGGAAUGUUUGGGCGAGAAUGUUCACGCAGGACGAAGAUAUCAUUCGAUUGACAUCUCUGGUUCUGCCCAUAAUCGGGCUCUGCGAGCUCGGGAACUGCCCGCAGACGACGGGCUGCGGCGUGCUGAGAGGUACGGCCCGGCCCAAAGUCGGCGCCAAUAUUAAUUUAGGGUGUUUCUACCUGAUCGGAAUGCCGGUCGCCGUCGGCCUGGCGUUCGUGUACAAAAUGGACUUCCAGGGGCUCUGGCUCGGCCUCCUCGCCGCGCAGGCGUCGUGUAUGGCGACAAUGAUGGUGGUUCUUCUCCGCACCGAUUGGGAAUUCGAGGCACAGAGGGCGGAGGAGCUCACCGCCGGCGAGUAUUGCAUACUCGCCGGCGACGUUGACCGGGAAGAACAGUCAACGAAAGCACAGCAGAAAGGAGGAGACUGUCUCUGCUAAUUUUUUCUAUAAACUUUUUUUUCUUAAAAAAAUAUAGGUACUACAGAAUAUAUAAAUUAAUAUAUUAUAUAUAUAAUACACUCGUGGUAUAUAAACAUACCUGAGAUUAUUUGGGUUUUUUUUUUAAUUGAAAUGUAUAGAGGUAGGUGGUGGAGAUGAGGGGUAGUUUAGUGAGAUGAAUUUUAGGGAAGGGGUAAAAGGGACAUUUGCUUGAUUCUUUUUGGGAUUCAAAAGUUUGACUGAUAUUUUUUGAAUAUCUAAAGGGAACUUGCAAAAUAUUUCAACACCUUGUAACGUGUCUUUGUUUAACAUUUUA